Messenger RNA from Neodiprion virginianus, 2682 nucleotides. RefSeq names its product RING finger protein narya. The record is from RefSeq and is a predicted model, not a curated record. The transcript is spliced from 3 exons. Gene Ontology annotation, molecular function: SUMO transferase activity. Gene Ontology annotation, biological process: reciprocal meiotic recombination; protein sumoylation; homologous chromosome pairing at meiosis. Lineage: Eukaryota; Metazoa; Arthropoda; Insecta; Hymenoptera; Diprionidae. The coding region runs from base 548 to 1036 and encodes 162 amino acids. Gene Ontology annotation, cellular component: synaptonemal complex.
CGGCUGUUCGAUUUUGAAUUGUACGUUGAGGAACCGUUUUGUCAUGAAAAUUGCCGAUUGUUAACUAUUCUCAUCACGAAUUUGACCGCCUUAGGCACAGUCGCACCGUUAGUUCGCUUGUGAAGUAUUUCGGGACCGGAAAUCGCACAACUUACAUGCUAAAUGUAAAGAAGAUCACUUAUAAGGUGCAUUAAUCCGAAGAAGAUUGCCUACCGGCUUAAAUAUUCGUUCACUCACAUAACAGCAAAAACGAAGAACGGCCAAAUUUUCAAGUGGAAACACUUCGAAACCAAACACCUUACUAUAAAAACUUGUCCAACGGAAUUCAGUGAUAUUCAGAUAAAAAAUAGUCGUAGGAUUUUGUCGCACUCUCACAAUCAGUGAGACUCAUUGUUUAAUAACAUUUUCUUGUGAAACUUACUUAUAGAGCAUACUUACAUACAAUAGCAGAUCAUUAAAUUCCAAGCCAUGAGGUGGAUUCGUUGUAACAACUGCUACACCAGAGCUGAAGUUGCGAAGGAACCUUUCACUCUGACUAAAUGUGGACAUGUCUAUUGCCAAAAAUGUAUCGGCCAAGGAAAAGAAAUACACAUGUGUGAAGCAAAUAUGCGCAAGUAUGGAGAUGAAAAUCGUGAAGCUUAAAGACGAAACAAAAAAGAUACGCAGAUUAGAACAUGAAAAUAUCCAACUAAAGUUGGCCCUUCAAAACAGCCAGAACAGCCCAUACAGUAACAUUCUGAGUAACCAAAGUCAAAGUAGUGGUGCGUCUACAUUGAAUCAAUACCCUUAUAAAAAAAGAUACCAGCCAAAUGAUUCAAAGGUCACUUUUUCUACCCCACUGAGUACCAACUCAAAUAACUUCAGCCUGUCAUCGCAUUCUGGUAGACAGUAUGUUACGUCACUAUCAGAAUGUAACAGAGAGUUUCAAAUUCCGACCAUGAAUAAAGUUUUGAGGUCUAGGGGCACUGGGUCUUCCGUUGAUUUCACACCAAUGAAUAGAAACCCUGGGUGUUUGGGGUCAAUGAAUCUAUCAUAGUCGUAAAAAGCUUAUCUUCGAAAUAACAAUAUUGUCAUUGUAUUAAUAACAUUCAUCGUGAAACUUAUUAAUACUCAUCAUAUAAUUAUCCAAUGACACGAUGAUUCUAUAUUUGUUUCAUUCAUAUCAAACAAAAUGUUAUGUUUAUGUCAAGUAUUUUGAACGUAACAUGACUCAAUCAGGCUUUCAGUUUCUAUAUUAUUCAAAUUAAAAGUGUAUUUGACAUACAGAUAUGCAAUAAAUACUUUCAUAAUUAUGACUGCAUAUCGUAGCCCAAUUGAAAAUAGUACAUGUAUCGUUCGAUAUACGACUCCAUUUCUCAUUGCGUAGUCCAAGGAAUCUCUGAAAGAAUAUGUUCUUAUUUCAAAGCAGUUUAAAAGAAGAAAAAAUUACGUACGUUUCUAACAUUAUCGUUAUUACCUGUAAAUCUUAUGGUACACAUUAUACAUAUUCUCAACAUGUUAAAUCAGAAAACUAAAUUAAGCUCUAUUACCAAUUUAAGGAAAUACCUUUAGCUGUAGAUAUUAAUUGUAUUACUUCAUUGUGUUUCCACAGUUCAGAAUUUUAAAUAAAAGUAUAAUAAGAAAUGAUUCUCGAAUAAUAUGAAUAUUUUUAAUAAAAAAUUAAAGCAAACUGACAAAUGCUAUGCCUACAAAAAUUAAUGCAUGAAGCGAUAUUUUUACUUGGUAAUAUGACGGAGAAAAGCGAUGUUGAUGCAUCAAUGACUUAUUCACUUCAUUUUUUCUUUUUUUUUUUAAUUGAUUUUAUUACAGCAAGUAAGACUCGACUUAUUUUAUUUACAUAGAAUCGUAACCUCACUUGCCAUCAUUAAUUAUAACACAUAGACAUUCAUUAAACUUACCAAUAUUAUCAAGGUGUUUAUAUACAGAAAUUUACAGAGUUAAUAUACAGGAGAACAAAUAACUUCUCAGUUUUCCCAAUCCACUACCUACAGACCAUUCAGUCGUAACUUCAAUUCAUAAUAGAAUGAAAUUUAAUAUCCAAAAUUCAGUCCGUUUAGUCUCGCUACGUUUUUGACCAAUUUCAUGUAAUGUAAAAAAAUAUGGUAACUUCUUGAUUUUUUUAUUGUGUACAUAAAGUUACUUGGAUGGAUAUAGGGUAUAUUAUUCCUAAUCCAUAACAAGGAACAGUUCAACUAUGAAUUUGUGCAACGAAAACAACAAGCUAGAACUCUGGAUCAGUAAUUUAAUUUGCUAAAUUUGUGAAUAACUUGCAAUUAAUUAUUAUGAAAUGGUGUAAAUAAUCAAUAAACGAGAUUUUUACAUUCUUCAAAGCAACUUGCGGUUAAUCAGUAAAGGCAUGUACAUUGUAAGAGGGAAUAUUUUUGAAAGACUCGUGUUUCUCAAAAGAAUUCAUUCAUAACGUAUAAUAUGAUGAGAGUAUAAGUGUUUUUAAAAUGAAUGAGAAAAAUAUUAAGAGUAAAAUCAGUCGACAUAAGGUGUAAACCUUCUCGAGAAUUCAAAUCUAUCAAAUUUAAAAAGGAUAUUCAAUGCAAAGGCGAUGAGAGGCGGACAUUGUUUUUCAACACAGGUAGGAAUAAAGAAACUUAGUUUUUGGUACUACUCAAGAAAGGUAAGAAAAUGCUCUGGUAAAACUACGUUACUAUGAAAUUCAUUUUAGAUACG